AGUGUUUCAUAGUGUUAACGAUAGAUGUCGCAAAAUUAAACCGCUCUAACUUUUUAGGUUAUGUUACUUUUUAUUUAUUAUUUAUUUUCUACGUCAAGAAAUUGUGACAAUAAGGAUGGCGUUAUCUCACGAAAAGAAGGAACAAUUAGCAAAAGAAAUGUCUUUGAGGAAAGCUCAAGAUUGCCUUACGCUUAUAAGGUCAAGGAGCGAUGAAAGAAAUAAAUAUAGGAACUUAACCCGUUACAUGCAAAUUCAAAAGAGCCAGUUGGAAAGUGCUGAUAAAAUUGAGCAUGAGAAACAAGCUGUGGCGUUACAAUCAGCUUUGGUAGCAAAAAAAGAAAAAUUGGCUCAAGAAAUUGUUAAAAAGAAAAAUGAGGAGCUGAGUGAAAGCUUAUUGAGACAACAAAUAAGGCGAGAUUCGUAUGAGCUGCGCGAUUUAGAGAGAAAGCUUAAAGCUGCUUAUGUUAAUAAACAAUUAUUGACUCAAUUGGCUGAGAGAGAAUCCGAAAGACAAGCAAAGAAAUUCAAAGAUAAAGAGGUUAUGAUUGCUUUGGAAGCUGCAAGAAUGAAAAGUGAAGACUAUCAGAAGGUGCAACAAGAGAAAGAAAUGAAACAAAAAGCCAAAUACAAACAAGAAUUGCAAGAUCAAAUGAUUUUGGUGGAAAGAACCAAAAGGUUUCAAUACGAAGAGUUUUUGAGGGAAAAAAAGAAAAUUGAUGACAUUGUACAAAGAGCACAUGAUGAGGAUGAAAGGGAAUUGCAAGAAAAACAAUGCAGAAUACAAAGAACUCGAGAGGAAAUGAUGAAAUUUAAGGAAGCCCAAGAAUUAUGGAAACAAAAAGACCGAAUGCGUUUACAAGAAGAAGACAGAAAAUUAACCGAAUACGUCCAAGCCAAAGCAAGGGAACAACACAUCAAAGAAAUGAACAAAGCCCAUUCAGACAAACAAAACGAAGAAAGAAUGGAAAACAUCGCUCGCGAAAUGUACUUGAGACAACAAAGAGACAGCGAACGACAAACUUUCGUCGAAAUCCUCAAAGAAGAAGAAAUCUUAGCCGAAUACCGAGCAAAAGACCAAAGAGAAUUAGAAAAAAAAAUCAAAUUACGAGAAGAAACCAAACAAGUUCUCGACUACCAACUAAAAGAGCGCGAAGAUCGAAUCAAAAAAGAAGCGGAAGAAGACGCGAAAUACGUUGAACAACUCCUCGCGAAAAUGGCUGAGGAAAAUAGAUUAGAACAAAUGUCUGCUGGAAAAGCUCGCAUGAGAUUGUUACAACUCAAAAAGGACGCUGUCGAGCAAACGAAAGCGAGGCGACAAAUGUAUGCGGAAAAAAUGCAGGAGGAGAUUAGGAUUGAAGAGGAACGGGUUCGACAGGAAAAGAGGAAGCAACAAAUUAUUGACGAGGAACGGUUGAAAAUGUUGCAAGAACAUGCGAAAAAUGUGAUUGGGUUUCUUCAACCUGGAGUUUUGCAAGAAAAGGAUUUGGAGUAUUUGGAUUGUGAGGUUGUUGAGGAGUAUAGGAAGAAAGAGGGGUUGUAAUUUGAGGGAAUGAUUGAAAUUAAAAAUUACUCAGUUUUAAUAAAUGAAUGAUUGUAAUUUUA
Molecule: messenger RNA, 1602 nt
Organism: Onthophagus taurus
Lineage: Eukaryota; Metazoa; Arthropoda; Insecta; Coleoptera; Scarabaeidae
Product: meiosis-specific nuclear structural protein 1
Biological process (GO): cilium organization
Cellular component (GO): motile cilium
Source: RefSeq, a predicted model, not a curated record